This is a messenger RNA of Pichia membranifaciens NRRL Y-2026, 3636 nucleotides long. RefSeq lists its product as hypothetical. The coding region runs from base 1 to 3636 and encodes 1211 amino acids. Gene Ontology annotation, biological process: glycerophospholipid catabolic process. The transcript has 3 exons. The record is from RefSeq and is a predicted model, not a curated record. Lineage: Eukaryota; Fungi; Ascomycota; Pichiomycetes; Pichiales; Pichiaceae. Gene Ontology annotation, molecular function: glycerophosphocholine phosphodiesterase activity; protein binding.
AUGAAGUUCGGACACACACUGUUAUCUCACCAGGUGCCGGAAUGGCAGCAGCACUAUAUAGACUACAAACUGCUCAAGAAGAUCGUGAAGUCGAUACAUAACCGGGAGGCUGAGAUCCGGCUCGAGGACAGGGAUGCAGACGUUUUUGCAGACUCACAGAUCAAAGCUGAUCUGGCGAGGUUCUUCUUCCACAUCGACAGCAACGUUGAAAAGGUGGACGAGUUCUACACGAAGAAGUACUUGGACUAUGAGCGGCGGUUGAAGAAGCUCAUCGCGGUGUUUCCAAAGACGUCCAGCGACAUCAACGACAUGGAGGAGUAUGAUGACUUAGUGGACAUCUUGCUGGAGUUGCGUAACUGCUUCAGAAACUUGAAGUGGUAUGCCGAGCUCAACAGAAGAGGCUUUGUGAAAAUUCUCAAGAAAUUGGACAAAAAGACCGGGACCAAAAAACAGGAGUCGUACCUACGUUCGAAGAUCUACCCGUUAUCGUUCUGCAACGAUGCAGACACCGUCCGCAUCUUGUCCACUAUCAACGACUAUUUGAACAAGCUGUCCAACAUCAAGGACGAAAACGAAUUCUCUGCAACGUCCAAGGUAUCCGAUGGAUCUGCGUCGUCAUCGAUCUCCACUCUCGACAUCAACCCGGUCCACAACUUGGGUGGGAACUACAACUUUGGAACGAUUUCGGAGCAGAGCCGCCUGCCGCCACCAUCAACGGUUGCCGUUCCGACAAUCAACAACAUGCUUAAGAGCUCUGCUGCAGACCCGUUUCUUCACGCCAUCAAAGAGGACGAUGUCGAAAAACUAGAGUCUCUUCUCACAAAGGAGUACAUGUCUCCCGUGUUGGCGCCUUUGAAACUCUUGCUGUCCUUGUUGAACAAAUCCACUUUGGAAUUGUCCUAUAAAUGUAUCGACCAGUUGUUGAAGAUCAUCCCUGUGCUUUCUGAUUCCAGUGAUGUGUCUGGAAGAAAUUUCAUUCACCAUCAUGUGAUUGCCUUGGGUAAGAAGAACUACAACCGAACUGCAAACAAUUACAACAUUGGCCAAUUGAGCAAAACCGAUUACAAUGCCUCCUUGUUCAGCACUUACGGGCCGGAUGGUAUCAACUCUAAUGAUUCCUCCAAAGGGUUGUGGUACAUUUUCCAGAAUUUGCCAGAUCAUUUGAAGUUUGCCAUUCUCCAAAAGGAUAACUACAAAAGAACACCCCUACACUACGCGUCCCAAUACGGCUUGAAAGAGGUAACCUUUAUUGUUUUACAGUUCUUGAAAGAGUGGGGGAUGUUUAAUGAAAAUGUUUCUCUCGAUGAUAUCUCUCACUGGGGAGAUUCUGAAAACCUCACUCCUUUACAUUUGGCUGUUUUAGGCAAACAUCCAAAGACCACAGAAGUCCUUGUUGAUGCUAUUGCGAAAAACAUCAGCUUGACAUGCCCAUAUUUAUUGCACGUGGCUACCAGAAUGAAUACUCCCGACUUGCUCAGUUGCUUGUUGAAGUGUAGAGGAAUUGACAUCAAUGCAUAUGAGACAGAACAGAGCAAAGAAACUGCUCUUUACGUCGCUGCCAAAUACGACUUGAAAGAUAGCGUUGAGACUCUACUUGAAAACGGCGCAGAUUCUGAAAUUGGGGAAUCUUCUUUUGGAUGGACUCCAAUCUUUGUUGCAUCUGCAAAUGGAUACAACGAUAUCAUCGAGUUGUUGAUCAACUAUGGAGCCAAAUAUUUCAUCCAAGAUGAGAGUGGAUGGACUCCCCGUGAACAUGCGGCCUUGCGUGGCCAUAUCGAUAUUAUUCCUAAGUUGACACCACCAGACUUCAAUCCUUACGAUUCAUUGAACAUGGUGACUAUGUCUCCAAAAUUAUCUCCUAAGAUCCUUGCAAGGAACUCCUCUGCAUCAUCAAGUAUUCUUAAAAUUGCAGAACAUAGAUCCAAAACUCCUGAACCGCAGUCAGAUAAGAUUGAUUUGAAGCAGCUCCAAAACUCCAACUCUUCUUUUACACAUCUUCCUGUUAACAACAACACCAUUGUUGGCAAUAGAUACCUUAAAAAAGGCGAAUCUCUUGUCUUGGUUACUAUUGGAACAACAGAUUUGCGUGAUACCACACCAGCUCUGGAAUUGAACAAAAUUCCAUUAUCCAAAAUUCACUCCACAGAACUCGAUUCUGCAUUGUCGAUUGUAAUUAGAUCUCCAAAUGUUCCAGAUCAACCGGAGUAUCCUCUUGCCUUGCCGCUUGAUGAUAAUCAUGGAAGUGCGACAGAUCCAAUUACUUUCAAAUGCAACAAUAGAAACCCGCUAGAUACAGUGCUAUACUUUGAUAUUAUUCCAACAUUUGAAGUCGAUGUCAACGAUGGAGAGAAGAACAAAAAAAUUCUAGGUCGUGGUGUUGCUAUUUUGAAAGACCUUUAUACACCAGUUGGUCCAAACAAGCGUUCACUCUUCAAUUGCGUCAAAGUUCCAAUUUUAGAAAUGGGUACGAUGGAAGUUCUAGGUAGCAUCAAGUUUGAGUUUUUGUUUGCGAAAUCGUUUGAAGAAGUAGGUAAGAUUCCAGAGAAUGCGGACAGAUAUUGGAAAUCGUUGGUUCACCCUAAACUUAUUGGUCAUAGAGGUAAUGGCAUGAACAGUCGUAACAAGAAAUCGUUACAAUUGGGUGAAAAUACUGUUGAAUCGUUUAUUGCGGCCGCCUCGUUAGGCGCACAAUAUGUCGAGUUUGAUGUUCAAUUGACCAAGGAUGAUAUACCAGUUAUUUAUCACGAUUUCAUUGUUGCUGAAUCUGGUUUUGAUAUUCCUAUGCAUUCUUUAACACUAGAACAGUUCAUGCAUUUGAAUUUGGAUCAUAAGAAUGCCAAGGCGGAUAAAAACAAGUUUGUCAAAGACGACUCUUUCAUUGCCAAAAGGUCUAGGUCCAAGUCUGUUACUAGCGGAGCUAACGCUAAAAAAGUCGGGGAUCUUGAAACUUUACCAGUUGAGUCAUAUGAAGAGUUUGACGAAGAAGAUUUCAACCAAGGGAGGAUGAAAUUCACUAAAACCUGGAAGCAGAAAGAAUUCAAGGCAAACACCAGAGGUGCAACAAUCGCCUCCUCUUUUACUACAUUGGAGGAAUUGUUUAGGAAGAUUCCAAAGACUGCGGGCUUCAAUAUUGAGUUGAAAUACCCAAUGUUGGAUGAGUCUCAAAGUGACGAUAUCGGACAAGUGGCUCCUGAAAUUAACCAUUUCCUCGAUACAAUUCUUUCCAUGGUUUACGACAAAUAUGAUGGCAGAAACGUUAUCUUCUCUUCUUUCCAUCCAGAUGUAUGCAUGAUCAUGACUAUGAAGCAACCAUCAUUCCCUGUUCUAUUCCUAACGGAGGCCGGUGUCAGCCCUAUGGCGGAUGUUCGUGCCAGUUCCUUACAGUGUGCAAUCCGUUUUGCUAAAAACUGGAACCUCUUUGGUAUUGUGAGUGACGCUUUACCUCUUGUUUACUGUCCACGAUUGGCGGGAGUUGUGAAGGCCAGUGGGCUGGCCUGCUUUACGUAUGGUACGGCAAACAACGACCCUGAAAACGCCAAAUUGGAGCUUGCUGCAGGUGUGGAUGCUGUCAUUGUGGAUAGUGUCUUGGCGGUCCGGAAAGAGCUCACCAAUGCAAAAAAUGAAAGUCCCGGAUGA